CGAAUGUUGAUCCUAUGGCACUGAAAAUACCAGCAUUAAACGAACUUCAUCGUCGUGAAAAUAUAACGACGGGAACAAAGAGCUCUAGGGCUAGUAAAGCAAUGUUUACACGUGAAAACAAGCAGUCAUACCGCCUUCUCAUUUUCUAACUUCGGAUUAAGGAUCGACAGCUCCUUCGACUUGGCAUUUCUAUUCAAACCACACUGGUAGUAACAGCACUUGCACAAUUGCCCAAUUCCCUGUCUUGUCAGAUAUGUGGCGUCUGUCAUCUAAUUUUGGAUAAUCAUUGACGAAACCGGGGUCCAAAACACUGUGCAUUAGUUGGAUGGAAGGCUCCUUCAAUUCAAUGCUGACAUCCCGUUUGGUUUUGGGGGCCGUUUUCGGUAUCCUUGCGCGAAAGAAUGCGGCAAUGGCGUACUGUAUCCGAACACCACCAUGGACCUACCUGCAAUGGUUAACUGCACACGCCACACAGCCUAUCAGUGCCUUGACCAAUACAAUCUACGGAAUGAUGAAUUUCUGACAGCUAAUGCCACGGAUAACGGUACUAUUUCUCUCAAAUGCGAGGAGUCAUUUUACGACUUUAAAGUCGCCGAUAAUGGUGGAUUCGAUGGGUCGCUCGUGGUCCCAGGCCCUGUCAAGCUCAAGUCGGUUUCUAUUCAGGGGCAAUUGAAUCGAGAGGUCGACCCUACGAAUCUCAUUACGAUCGACUUCCCGGACAUAGUUAAUAUUACAGGGCAGCUUAACAUCCAAAAUGCGGACAAAUUGUCAAGCCUUAAGAUGCCGAAGCUCGAAAUUGUCCUUGGAUCUCUCCACAUAGACCUCUCGGGAGGACCAGGCAUCAACCUAACAUUUCCAAGCUUGUAUUCUGUUGGACCAGGACUGUUCAUAAAGGGAAACGUUACUGGCCUCGAAUUUCCAGUCUUAAGCCGGGCGAAUUUCAUCACCGUAGAAUCAACUGGGAAGCUGGAUUGCACAGCAUUUGUUGCGAAUGUUGUGAAUGCGACGGAUCCGUUUGUCUCGUCGGACAGUCGAAAAGAGGCGGUAAUAUGCAAGUCGGAUACAGGGUCUGCCAGUAUGAGCCUACCGAGUGACUCUGAUAGUGGCGGCGGACCCAGUUUCCGUGCGAAUAUAUUGCUGCUAGCAAUCUUUGUUAGCUGUGCGAGCUUGUUUGUUUAGUUGCGAGGAAAAGACCGGUAAGCAUUUUCAGUCUCACAAGAGCGUUGUAUAUAAUUUUGGCUAUGAAUGAUACCUUGAUUCUCC
Messenger RNA from Pseudogymnoascus verrucosus, 1263 nucleotides. RefSeq lists its product as uncharacterized. NCBI's taxonomy places the organism in Eukaryota, Fungi, Ascomycota, Leotiomycetes, Thelebolales, Thelebolaceae. The transcript has 4 exons. The coding region runs from base 436 to 1179 and encodes 247 amino acids. The record is from RefSeq and is a predicted model, not a curated record.